Messenger RNA from Nematolebias whitei (Rio pearlfish), 492 nucleotides. Its product is annotated as ras-related C3 botulinum toxin substrate 1-like. Gene Ontology annotation, biological process: establishment or maintenance of cell polarity; regulation of cell shape; actin filament organization. Gene Ontology annotation, molecular function: protein kinase binding; GTPase activity; GTP binding. Gene Ontology annotation, cellular component: cytoskeleton; cytoplasmic vesicle; cell projection. The record is from RefSeq and is a predicted model, not a curated record. The transcript has 6 exons. Bases 1 to 492 code for a protein of 163 amino acids. Lineage: Eukaryota; Metazoa; Chordata; Actinopteri; Cyprinodontiformes; Rivulidae.
AUGAAGUGUGUGGUGGUGGGGGACGUAGUGGGUAAAACAUGUCUGCUCAUCAGCUACACCACCAAUGCCUUCCCUGGACAACUCAUACCCACAGUCUUUGACAACUUCUCUGCCAACGUGAUGCUGGAUGGGAAACCUGUGAAUCUGGGUCUGUGGGACACAGCGGGACAGGAGGACUAUGACAGGCUCAGGCCCCUGUCCUACCCACAGACGGAUGUGUUCCUGAUCUGCUUUUCGAUUAUCAGUCCAAAUUCACUUGAAAAUGUCAAGACGAAGUGGAAUGAAGAAGUGGAACACCACUGCAAAGGUGUGCCUAAAAUCCUUGUGGGCACCAAGCUGGACCUGAGAGAAGAUGAGGUGAUGUUAAAAGAGCUCAAGGAGAAAAAAAUCUUUCCUAUCACUUAUCCUCAGGGCUUGGCCAUGGCUAAAGAAAUAGGUCAGUUGUGCAGUAAAAUAUCUGGAGUGCUCAGCUCUGACGCAGCGCGGCCUUAA